AUGCGCUUCAUCUUGCUUGCCAUGCUCGCAUUGGUUGGCGCGGUCAUGGCAUCCCCGCAAGGCGCUGGCAAGGAAAAUACAAAGAUUCCUACUGGCUCUGCUUGCAAGCAGGACGGGAGUAUGGGUUACUGUGAAAGUGAUUUCUGUCUGCAAACACCCACUGAGGCCACUGGCGUGUGCAAAUAA
Messenger RNA from Penicillium malachiteum, 186 nucleotides. RefSeq lists its product as uncharacterized. The transcript has 3 exons. NCBI's taxonomy places the organism in Eukaryota, Fungi, Ascomycota, Eurotiomycetes, Eurotiales, Aspergillaceae. The record is from RefSeq and is a predicted model, not a curated record. Bases 1 to 186 code for a protein of 61 amino acids.